Molecule: messenger RNA, 6973 nt
Organism: Sphaerodactylus townsendi
Lineage: Eukaryota; Metazoa; Chordata; Lepidosauria; Squamata; Sphaerodactylidae
Gene: SFSWAP
Product: splicing factor SWAP
Exons: 18
Coding region: 4034-6664 (876 amino acids)
Biological process (GO): mRNA 5'-splice site recognition; RNA processing
Molecular function (GO): RNA binding
Source: RefSeq, a predicted model, not a curated record
CUCCCAAGGGCACCUGGUGGGCCACUGCGAGUAGCAGAGAGCUGGACUAGAUGGACUCUGGUCUGAUCCAGCUGGCUUGUUCUUAUGUUCUUAACAUUUGGAUUGAGUUGCCACCAACAUGCCGAUAAUAUUCAAGUCAGUCUCAUGUUUCCAGCAGAUCCCAGGGAGAUUGUGGAAACCUUGAACAGGUUCUGGGAUAAAUGAGGGCUAACAAACUGAAACAGAACAGAGGUGCUGUCAGAGUGGUGAGGGGAAGGUUUGACCCAGGAAUUGGGAUGUCUCCUGUGCAGGAUGGGGCUGUAGUUCCCCCAGAAGAACAGAUUUCUAGCAUGGAAGUUCUGCUGCUCCCAAUUUGACAUACCAGUAUUGACCUUGAAAAUCCUGUUUAGCUUUGGAGCACCAUGGCUUAAGGACUACCUACUCUGUUGUGAACGUUCUGAUCCACUCCGGUCAUAUUUGGAGGCCCUGCUUUGGGUACCCCCACCAUCUGAGGCUAGACUGCCUUCUUGUUCAUAGAGCCAAAGCUUUUAAACUCCCUCCCAAGAGAGAUUAAUCAAAUUUCCUCUACUGUUGUCCUCUCUGGUUGCAGUGUUCUCUGUGUUAGUGUAGGUAUGUAUUUUAUUGCUGUUUUAGUGUUGGGAUGUUUUGAUGUUUGCUUCCUUGAAAACCUUGUUUGGAUGGGAAGGUGGAAGAGAUAUUUUUGAAAAAUUAACUUACACACUUUUGAGUGCGUACAUAUAUUUAUACAUACAUAAAAAUGGAACAAGGUUGGCAACUUUGGAUUGCCGUUACGAUGUCUUUUGUAGAGCAAACCACCUAAAGGCACAUAAACUUUAUAUAUAGCAUGUGUGUAUGUAGAUAUACGCACAUGUUAACUGACAACAGCAAAGCUUUUUCCAUCCAUGGAGGCAGAAGAAAAAUAAAUGAUUCAAAAAACCUUUCCUGCUCAAUUUUUGCAUUUUAACUGCCGAUAAAAACAAAUAGAGUAAAGCAAAUAGAAUUUGACAGAAAGCCCCAGGAUCUGAAGCUUGUGGAAUACUAGAAUUGCCUAGGCUGAUUAAAGAGCCUCCGGUCUUUCCCAACCUCUUUUCCUCCCUGGCAGAGGGUACUGUGUUACUGGGCCCGCCCUUCGUGCAGGUACAGGCAAUCAAGUCCAAUAAAUAAUAAUAAUAAUCUCCUUUUCAAACCAAACUUCGUAAUAGCUUCUCUUAAUAAACAGGAGGGUGACUCUUUUGUACCCCUGUGGAUGAACAAAAUGAUGUAUUUUUCUGUGGGCUACAUAUGGAUUUGUAAGUUGGUUAGUCCGAGCUGAUGUGGUACUUGAUAGCUUUUGAUGCUGCUUUUCUGUAACACAGAGAAUGUUUUACAAACGGUCAUGCCUGCUCCAGCUUUCAGCGCAGCAUGUUGCACAUAGACUCAUAAUGGUGGGAUGUGCAACUUGAUGGUGGUAUUUCCCUCGGAGAUUGUUGAGUUCUUCUCUUCUAUCACAUUUCAAUUGGGCUUCUCUUUCAAGUCUGUCAGGGUGACAUACGUCUUAGCAGCCCUGGAAGGCUGGCCUUAGGGCUGCACAUUGCGCUUUAUGGUUGUCAAGGAGUUGAUUCUGGGAUUCUUGUGUCCAGUUCAAAUAUUUUUGAUAUGUUAACUGCUCUGGUAUUUAAUAAUAUGUCUGAUAUGAUGACGGCAAGGUGUGCUUGUUAGCUAGUUCUUGCGUGACUGCAGUUGCUCCCAGUGUAAUUUACGGUCUGCUUGCCGUUACGAUGGAUUUUAGAAUUUUGUCAAAACUUGACAUCCUGAUUACUGGUCAUAAAAUGGAAAUCCUGAAAUAGGUGCGGUUUGGUGGCUUCUUGUGGUUUAAAAACUUUUUUUAAUUUUUGCUUUAUCAAGCUGAACGUUGGUACUCCAUUUCAUUGAAUAAUCUCAGGGUAUGAGGCAUUGAGUCUCCGUAGUUCAGUGUCUGGUUGCACUCUGCAAAGUGGGACUGAAACCACAUUGAUUUAAAUCAGAAAUAGGUUCUCCAUGAAGUCAGUGCAGAAGACUCUGCAGGGCUUUGGUUUGAAAAGGAGCACUUGGCAUAUUGUAGGUGUUUGCUCUUUCCAUUUAUCUUCCACACAAAUCUUGCCAGUUAGCAAUGAUUUCAUGCUGGGAUCUGGGGAGGAUCCUAGUUUUUAUGAUGGGAUAAACAUUCCAUCAUUGAUAUAACGAAAGAGGUUAGACUGAGGAAUUUUCUUUUAGUAGGGCCGCAAAAUGAGUUAGGACAUCUGUAGCGGGUUUCGUAUAUACAAAAACAGUAUGGAAUAGAUGAGUGCCUUAUCUUUGCUGCUUGACCAGACAAGUUUUUCCAAUUCCUAGUGUUUGUGUUAAGUGGAAAAUGGAGGAUUGGUUUGGAGAACUUAGUUACACAGAUUGAAUAGCACUUUAAAUUUAAGGACUUUGUUUGAUUCUGCAGUAUCCAUGAAAAACAUCAGUCAGUAGGUUAGAUGAACUACAAACAUAAGUUUGUUUAAUUGCAUCCUUUUCAGAAUUUGUAGCAUAGGAUAAAAUUUAGUAAAGAGUGUCCUUUUCAUUUCUCUGCAGUCGUAGUAUGGAAUGAGUUGGCAUGAGAAAUGGUGGGAGCAAACUGUACCUGUUCACAUGGAUCUUUAAACCUGUUAAUCUACAUUUGUAAAUUAAGGAGGUUUGACAAGCAAGUUCUUAACUGCAAUAUUGAAUUGGUUUAAUUUGUGAACUAAAUUAGUGGGCGAAAUCAGGCACAUAAGUGUGGUGGAGGUAUUUUAAAGUUUUUUCCUAGCCCUUCACUAAUCAUCUUCUUUUGGAAAUCCACAUUAAUAACUUGAGCAGCCCAGAAUAAUUGUUUAUUGUUCUGCAGAAUUAUUCUGCAGAAAAAAACUUGUAAUUGAAAGAUUUAAGGCAAAAGCUCUUAAUGGGAAAUACUUUUCAAUUAGCAAAACUGAUGUGCUGAUUUAACUGAUUUUGAUGUAACCCUCUCCUCAAAGUUUGGACGCAAGAUCCAUCCAAGACUGGUGAAAUUUACUCUGGCUUUUCCAUCAGUUGCUUUUUCUUGAUCACCAGGAAAAUAUUAGUGUAACCUAAUUCUGUUCAGUGAAUUUAACCAGCCCUCCCAACAAGUCCAUAGAUACCACUAGAGUACAUGCCAACACAAACUUUUGAGGUGCUUCUGCAGUUGGCAAGGAUGCCCUUGUCUGUUCAUCUGAAGGUGAUUUUCACUUGCCCAGGUGACUACUGAAGUGGUUGUUUGGAAGCCAAAACUAGUCAGUUUAGAUCUAAUUAAAAAGGUGUAUUCCUCUGAGCAUUUCUGUUAUAACUUCUGUGAUGAACCUCCUUAAAUUGCACAUUUGUGUUACUGUUCCUAUGUAUGUGUGUCUCUCUAUCACAUAACCCAGGACUUCUUUCCUCAGCCAUAUGGCUAGAGGCCGAGCCUAGCCAUGAUUUUACCUCCAAUGGACGCAAGUUUCUUUGGUGAAGAUUUCUCCUGAGAGUUCGACACUAGCAGAAAGAAGCGAGGAAAUUGACACCGUUUGGUUCUUACGGAUAGGUAUUUAUGUAUUUGGGUUUGUGUAAAUGUAAGCUGUUUUGACUUUCCGGAAAAAACAAACAAACAGUAUUUUGGCAAGGGAGUGUUGAAUGGUUGAACCAUAAACGGUAAGAACUAUGAAGGAAUUGCUUCCUCUUAAAAAUAAAUGAUUUUGCCUUUAAGCAAACUAGUCCUUUAAUGGGGAGCUGAGACUUUAAAAAUAUAUAUAUAUAAAAGAACUUUGUAGUGGGCAAGAAGUGAUUAGUCAGAUUAAAUUAGUGUGAAGUUAACUGAAUUAAUUUUUUUCAAUGUUUUGUGGUAAGUAUUUGUGUAGUGGCAGAAACCCAAGUCCAGAGUUCUUCCAUUGACCAUUCUUUUCACGUUGCAGGUAUGAUGGACGUGGUCACCUACAUGACCUUUCUGAAUACGAUGCUGAGUAUUCCACGUGGAACAGAAAUUACCAAUUAUCUGAAGAGGAGGCUAGAAUAGAAGCCCUCUGUGAUGAAGAGAGAGGAAGAAUACAAGAGAUUGAGCGAAGCUUUGGCAGAGGAUGGGACUUACAAUGCAGUGGGAUUCACUUACAGUAGUGAUUAUUACGAUCCUUCUGAACCCACUGAGGAAGAGGAGCAGCCUUCAAAAGCAAAACUUGCUGCAGCCAACGUCAAAGCCACAGAAGAAAAUGAAGAACCUUUUAUUGCCCCUCCGGGAUUGAAUGUACCCUCUGAUGUGGAACUGCCACCCACAGCCAAAAUGCAUGCAAUUAUAGAACGGACCGCCAAUUUCGUCAGCAAGCAGGGAGCCCAGUUUGAAAUAAUGCUGAAAGCAAAGCAAGCGCGGAACUCCCAGUUUGACUUUCUGCGGUUUGAUCACUACCUCAACCCUUACUACAAAUUUAUUCAGAAAGCCAUGAAGGAGGGACGAUAUGCGACGCCAUUGGAAAAGAAAAAGGAGGAAGAGGAAAAAACACGAGAUGCUGCUGAUGAAGAUGAUGACGACGACGAUGAUGGAGAUAACUACCUCCAUCCAAGCCUCUUUGCCUCUAAAAAGCACAACCGACUUGAGGAGCUUAUGAAGCCGUUAAAGGUGGUCGACCCCGAUCACCCGCUGGCUGUGCUCGUUCGCAAGGCUCAGGCUGAUAAUAACUUGGCUGCUGCGCAGUCAGUGGAGGGAGCAGCUGUUCAGACAUCGCAAAUAGAAUAUCCUUCAGAUCCCACCGUGGCAGCCAUGUAUUACAGUUACUACAUGCUGCCGGAUGGAACCUAUUGCCUUGCCCCCCCACCCCCUGGAAUCGACGUCGCCACUUACUACAGCGGUCUGCCGGCAGGGGUGACUGUCUCGAGCACUACAGGAGUCGCAACAAUAACAGCCCCUCCACCUCCCGGCACUACACCUCCGCCGCCUUCUGAGCCAGCCGACGAUAGUAGCGGAGCCAUGCCUGUCACAGCUUCCGCAAGCACAAUUCCUCCUGUGGUCGCCAUCAUCCCCCCGCCCCCAGACAUUCAACCUGUAAUUGACAAGCUUGCGGAAUACGUUGCAAGGAACGGGAUUAAAUUUGAGACCAGCGUUCGUGCCAAGAAUGAUCCAAGGUUUGAAUUCCUGCAGCCGUGGCACCAGUACAAUGCUUACUAUGAAUUUAAGAAAAGAUUCUUCCUCCAGAAAGAGGCCAGCGACAGCUCAAAGCAGGUGAUAUCUUUGCCUGAAGACAUUCCUGCUGACCCUGUCAACGUCGCACCCGUUGAAGCUCAGUUUGCUGCCGACUCUGUAUCUGAAGAUGCAGAAUCCGCUGGUCAAGGAAACGAUACAAUGGACCCAGCCGCCAUCAAAAUUGCCAAUGAUGGCAAGUUGAUUAAAGCAUCGUUUGCACCUAUAAGCUUUGCAAUCAGAGCCAAAGAAAAUGACAUGCUUCCCUUGGAGAAAAAUCGGGUGAAACUCGAUGACGACAGCGACGAGGAAGGAGAAGAAGGGAAAGAAGGCCAAGAAAACGCACACAGCACGUCCAACAGCGGCACGGCUUUUGCCGCGUACAGUAACGCUGCCGAGGAGAAGAAGCCUCAGCUUACACAGGAGGAGCUGGAAGCCAAGCAAGCAAAACAGAAGCUAGAAGACAGGCUGGCAGCUGCUGCCAGGGAAAAGCUCGCCCAAGCCUCCAAGGAAUCAAAAGAGAAGCAGCUUCAGGCUGAGCGGAAAAGGAAAGCCGCCCUGUUCUUGCAAAACCUGAAGAAUCCCCUGGCGGAAGCAGAGGUGGAGAAAAUUGAGGAGAAUGCCUUUAAUCUGGAGACUGUCAAUAGCAUGCCUUGUGCUCUGUUGACCAACGUGAGGACAUUGCCAGCCUUGGAAAUGAAAGUAUCGGAAAGGCCUUCAAGCAAAAGCAGAGAGCUUCCAAGAGAGGAAGAAAAGGAGAAGAAGAGAAAGAAGCACAAAAAAAGAUCCCGGUCGAGAUCCCGGUCACCCGCUUCCAAGUAUCAUUCCUCCUCGAAGUCCAGGUCUAGGUCACAUUUGAAAGCCAAGCACUCGCUUCCUACUGCAUACAGAACUGUCCGGCAUUCCAGACUCCCAGAAUCCACAGGGACAUUGAGCAUGGAGCCGUGGCUGAGCAGCCCGUCAUUGGGAGCCGCAACAGAGCGCAGGAGUUCUCAGGCAGCCUCGACAGCGCAAAGAUAUGACUGCCGGAGCUCAUUUGAGGGAGAUCCCGGUAAAAGAUCAAGAUCUCGCUCAAGAUCACCCCGGAGAAGGGCCCACACACCUGAGCGGCGCAGAGAAGAAAGGUGCAUUCCGACAGCUUACCGGGUUAGCAACAGUCCAGGAAUGAGCAGGAGGCGUUCCAGAAGCCCUCAUGAAAAGAAGAAAAGGAGAUCUCACUCCCACACCAAGUCCAAAGCAAGGUCUCACUCUCCCUCCGUCUCUCCGGGCAAGCAGUCUGCACUUAAGAAUGCCACCCAUUCAGCCAGCGUCUCUCCUGUGGAGAGUAGAGGAUCCAGUCAAGAACGGUCCAGGGGAGUUUCUUUGGAAAAAGACGGCCAGAUCUCUUCAGCCAUUGUGUCAUCAGUACAGAGUAAAAUAACUCAGGAUCUCAUGGCCAAAGUGAGGGCUAUGCUUGCAGCUUCCAAAAACAUCCCUACCAGUGCCUCCUGAGACCAGCUAUCCAGAAGACCUUCUGCAUCUGGAAGCUUCGAUCAGACGGCUCCCAGCAUCCUGAUUCCCUGACAGUGGAUUUACAAGGAGCUAAACAAAACCCUUUGCUAUGUACCCUUGGAACUUUGAUCCAUUUUCCACGUGGAACGUCUCGUCAGCAAGGUGCUGGUGCGGGAGGGAUUGUAAAUCACGUUUCGACCGGUGCUUCAGUAACGUUUUGCAAUGGAAAGGGGUCUGUAUAUUUGUAAAUACAAUGUUUUUGUGAGUGUAACUCAAUAAAAAUUGCGGAGGAGCCCUUUUUAUUAGCUA